Messenger RNA from Sclerotinia sclerotiorum 1980 UF-70, 225 nucleotides. RefSeq lists its product with no specific name. The record is from RefSeq and is a predicted model, not a curated record. The coding region runs from base 1 to 225 and encodes 74 amino acids. The transcript is spliced from 2 exons. NCBI's taxonomy places the organism in Eukaryota, Fungi, Ascomycota, Leotiomycetes, Helotiales, Sclerotiniaceae.
AUGCCAAGGGGUCUCCAGGAAUUACGAGCUCAUUUUGAAAGACCUGAUACUACUAUUCAGCUCCUCUCGCGUCUUAUUGUAAGCAAGGUACAUGAAACCAUGCAUAUUGUGUUCGUGCAAACUCACGAUCAGACUCGUGUACACAGCCAACGUCUCCUUGCCUCAGGGAGCUGCGUGGGUCCGGAAGCAGGGAGUCUGGAGGGCCUCCAAAAGUGGAGUCGGUGA